AUGUCCCGAUCCGCGGCGGAUGCAACGCGGUUCACGGCCACGGGCCCCUACGCCAGCUCCAAGGCCAAUGCAGCACCCUAUGAGCUCCCGAACUUCAUGCAGUCGAAAGAAACUCAAAAGCAGGCGACUCCUUCGCCGCCACAGACCGGCCCCGAUGGCCAGCCUGAGACGCCGAAGCAGAAGGUGGAACGACUGCGUGCGCAGGCACGGGCUGCCAGGAUGGCACAGUCAAGCUCGGGCAUGGACCGGUGGAUUGAAGGUGGACGGAGAUUCGCGAACAAGGCGCACAAGGGCAUGGUGUAUUCGUUGAUCAUUGCGUCGGGUGUCUGUGGUGUCCUCACCGUCUACUCUAUGGUCUCGCUGACCCUCUACAACCGUCGCCAACGCACCCUGUGGAUCGAGAGGGAAGUUGAGAACCUGAAGCAGGCCCGCAUUGCCCAGGCCAGCGGCACAGCAACCACUGAUCAGCUUGAACUCAUCAAGAAGGAGGAGAUUGCGGAUAUUAUCAAGCGCAAGCGCGAGGAGGAGAAGGCACAGCGGCCGUGGGCCAAGGCCAAGCGAUUCCUAUUCGACAAGAUGAACCCGGAGGAUUCCGGUGCUGCUGCUUCUGCCGUGGCUGUGUCGACAACAACGGCCGUCGAGGGUACGGAUGUGCCCGGUGUCCUCGAGGCUGUCCAGGCGAAGACCGGCGCCCCUGUGCCCGGUCAAUUGGAUGUGAUGGCCGAGAAUGCGGAGCGUGCGGCGAAGGAGAAGACGCGCGGUUGGUUUAGCUGGGCGACUGGCCGGUAG
Penicillium macrosclerotiorum is the source of this 789-nucleotide messenger RNA. RefSeq names its product cytochrome c oxidase assembly protein COX14. The transcript is spliced from 2 exons. The record is from RefSeq and is a predicted model, not a curated record. NCBI's taxonomy places the organism in Eukaryota, Fungi, Ascomycota, Eurotiomycetes, Eurotiales, Aspergillaceae. The coding region runs from base 1 to 789 and encodes 262 amino acids.